AUUGCUGUGACGGGUGGCAGUUGACUUGACUACAACUUUCAAAUACGAGAGUCUCAAGAUUGAUCAAAACAACAUUGCAUAUUGAGAAGUUUGCAAGUGUUAAUACCUAAUUUAAAAUCUAGAGUUUAAUUCUUUCUUGUUUUGAAAACCUAUGGUGGUCAUUAAAGUGAUAACGUAUGUAGUGUCUUCUUAGAAUUGUUAAAUAAAUUGUAUUGUAAACAUGUCUAGUGAACACGAUAUGAGUGAUGUAUCUAACUUGGAGUCUUCUUCAUCUCGUGGGUCUCAGUAUUCACCAUAUUCAUCACCAACACAUACGGUUCCCAACCUAGCUAAUGGAUUUACGGAACUGAGGUGCGACGAUACUUAUAAAGAUAAUAAGCCAUAUCUUAAAAUUAUUGAACAGCCUAUGGAUUACUUUAGAUUUCGGUAUAAAAGUGAAAUGUUGGGAACACAUGGUUGUUUGCUUGGAAGGAACUCAGUUUCAGGGAAACUGAAGACUCAUCCAACUGUUGAGCUAUGCAACUAUACAGGUAGUGCAAUAAUAAGAUGUAAUCUGGCCCGACAUAAUGAUACCACAGAUCAUCCACACAAAUUAACAGAUGAAGACCAAGAUAGGGAGGUGUUCAGUAAUGUUCCAACACAAGGUUCUUAUAAAGUUGGAUUCAAUGGUAUGGGUAUAAUACACUCUGCAAAGAAAGAUAUACCUACUUUAUUAUACAAGAAGUAUUCGCAAGAUAUGGAACAAUCAGAAUUUAAUGAACGAAAAUUGCGCAUGCGCUGCGAGGCUGAGACGAAAAAUAUUAACUUGAAUAUUGUGAGGCUCAAGUUUACUGCACAUGAUGUUAACUCUGGUGAACUGCUCUGCCCUCCAAUUUUCUCUGAUCCCAUUAACAAUAUGAAAAGUGCAGCAACCAAUGAUCCGAAGAUAUGCCGAGUCAGCAAAAGAUACGGCAAGGCCAAGGGUGGAGACACGGUUUUCAUAUUUGUGGAAAAAGUCAGCAAAAAGAAUAUUAAGAUACGUUUCUUUGAAUUGGACGAAGAUGGCGAGCGUGUGUGGGAGACGUUCGCCAAGUUUGGAAGUUGCGACGUUCACCACCAAUACGGCAUCGUUUUUACUACACCAGCAUAUCGUCCAACCUCGAAAAAUGUGAAGGUAUUCUUCGAGCUGCUGCGGCCCUCCGAUGGUCGUACCAGCGAACCCAAAGAGUUCCACUACAUAGCUGACUUCUGCAGUAGAGAGAAGAAGAGAAAGGCUGAGUCUUCUUACUCUUCUAUUAGCUCAGGUGGUUCAAUUAAAAGCAUCAGCGAUUUGCCGUUGACAAUCGACUUUGUUAACCAGCCGAACAAGGAAAUGGAAAUAAAUGAAAUUCCAGUUUUGCCAAACCUCAGUUAUGUACCACCCACCCCACCAUCAAACCUGGAUGCUAUGAUGGGAGAUGCACUCCUAUACAACGUGUCUCAGCCAGCGGCGACGCACUACGAGAGUCCUAUGCUGGGCCAACCAAAUGUGCCGCCCCCACCAGUCAUACAACUCGACUCGACUGAAAUGAACCGCCUGCUUGAAGACUGUCCUCACAUACCGUCUGAAGAGCGCAAACGAUUUUUGGAUUUGGACUUGAGUGAAUACUUUCGGUCAUUUGACGAACACCUGAGUCAGCCGGGAGAUAUUCAUGGGAUGUCAUUUAUCAGAAGCGCUUCGUUAGUAGCUGACUCCGGACGACCGGUUGUCAGAGGCAAUUACGAAAGCAAAGACGAUCCAGCAAAGAAGAGUCAUGAAAGUAUUCGGAACAAAACUGAGUAUACGGCGGUCUACAGCACCGAAGACGGAAAGGAAGUUAAAAUGUUGGUAAGAGAGCUUUGUGAAAUAAUAAAAAGUAAAAUUACCACAAAACGCCAAAUUUUAAAGGAGAAACUGAGAAGACUCUUCGGCCUGAGACUUGACAAUGGAGAUUCAUUUUUACACAUGACAUUAUGUAGUAACCAGCCCAGUUUGCAAUUCAUAGUCAAACUGAUUCAUGACUUAAAAAUCACUGGCUUGCUAAACAUUCAGAAUGACCGGAUGCAAACAGUACUCCAUCUGGCAAUUAUGAAUGACCGAGAAGAUCUGAUACCCAUGCUUAUUUCAAAUGGUUGCAACCCGAUGUUGGAAGAUGAAGAAGGCAACAACGCUUUUCAUUACGCGGUGAUAUGCCGAACCUGUCUUGAGCCACUACUUAACGAAAACAAAACCGCAAAUGUAUCUGUUAAUAUUAACGCAUUUAAUUAUGAUAAGCAAACAGCGCUGCAUCUAAGCGCCAUAUACGGCUGUGAGACGAGCGCUAGAUUGCUGCUUAAAGCGGGAGCAAUCAGCACAGUACGGGACAGCGAGGGACGUACAGCGCUUCAUUUAGCGGCGUCCAAUACUAGCAGCGGACUGGAAGUAGUCAAGUGCUUAGUGGAUUCUAUGGCACCGAGCGACAUUGACACUGUAGAUGGGCGUGGUCACACAGCGCUUCAAGACGUAUGCGAUUCGCUUCUCGGACCUCACUCGCUCCAGAUCGCAAAAACAUUGUUAGAUAAGAAGGCGGACCCCACGAAAUGCGAUACGUCAGGUGCCAUGGCCUUCAAACUGGCGAAGAAUAAACCAGAACUGAUGCAGCUCUUACGUCAGUAUGCAACGUAUUCCGAGGAUGACAUCAAAUCGGAACCGGAAGAUUAUGAAUCAGCUGAUGAAGGGGAGCCGAGCGAGCUAUCCGACCUCUCUCAGUACGUCCACGAAGUGGCAGCUAUAUUGGAUACAAACGGGGGUUGGCGGGAGCUGGCCAAACGCCUUCAUCGGGACGCCAUGAUGAAGUUCUUUGAGUCGACACCAAGUCCCACCACAACUUUGCUUAAUAACAUAAAGGAGCUGAACGAUAACGUCACAUCUCGGUCAUUGGCUCUACUAUUAGAUGACAUGGGCGAGAAGGAUGCAGCCGCCAUUAUUAAAAGUCGUAUCAUCGAGUAAAAUACUCAAUCAUAUAAGAUAAAUAUCUUGGUACGGCUCUUCAUGAAGUAACCAAUAAUGUAUUUUAAUGAGGUGUCCAGUCGAUAGUUAAUAUGAAUGUCUAAAUACUAAAAGGACACUUGACCCCUAUUUAUUUCUGAAUGAAAAUUUACAGGAGAUAGAAAUAACUGUAUAGUUUUUGAAAGAAUGAAGAUACAAAUUUGGUUUUUAUGUAUGCUAUUGAGAAUGUACAUGACAACAUAAUUCAUAUGAAAAACUUGCAUAUUUCUCUGUGAAUGCUUAAAAACAGCCAUAAAAAUAUCAUGGACAGGUUACCUUUUAGUAAUUAGGUAUGUAUUACCAUGGACAUGUGCUCUUUUACCACUUAAAUAGUAAUCAAUCUAAGUAAUAUUUAAAUAAAAUCAAACACAAAGUUAAUCAAAAAAGUUAUAAUGUAUUCGUUAACCGUCUAUAGUUAUCACCUGUUAGUUUUAUUCUAGUAUAAUUCUUAUUAUUCUACAGGCCAAUUAUAAAUGCUAUUCCAAAAUGACAGGUAUUCUUCUGGACAAGUGCCGUUUUAGUAUUUAGUUAAAAUAGACAAGUCGUUUACUGUUCGUGUAAAGGGCGGACAAGUGCUGUUUCGACAGAAAACGGUGUAGAUAUGUGUUGACUAGUGAUUAAAACAUAAAAAAAUGGGUUAAAAUGUGACAUGUGCCGUUUUAGUAUUUAAACAUUCAUAUAAGCAUUGUGUGACGGAAAUUUGCAGCGCUCUGUGGGCAUAUUUGGAACUAAAUAGAAGAGAAUUCCGCUAGAAUAGAAUUGCUUUUUAAUAUAAAAAAAUGCCUUUAACGUUUUGACGUAUACGUAUACGUCUACAUGCACAGCUCGUUGGUUAAGUUCUUGCUUAGGUCCCCUGUAAAUUAACCAUGAAUUUGACAAAAUAUCAAAAUACAUUUAUAUGAAAUUUGUCCUAUUAACCGCUAGAGGUUGAUUUUAUUUCGUGACGUACACUACAGAUAACAGACCCGAUCUGAUGACACAUAAACUAAACUUAGCUUUCAUUGUUAUAAAGGUCAUAAAUAAAUAAUAAUGUCAAAUUACAAAAAACGUCUAUUGAAAUGUCAUUAAUUUGACGAUAUUGAAGUCAAUUUUCCACUCAGUCGCUUCUACACCAUUGUCAACAGGUCAACCACAAGUCUUGAAACUAGACGUAAUCAAAAUAUACUAUAAUUUAUUAAGAAAUCGCCUUGACAUUUAUAAGUACUGUUAUUGUUGUAUUCUCUUACCAAUUCCUGUGUAUUUUAUGUAAUUGAACGUGAUUUUAACUUAUAAGUCUAUUCGGUCAGCUAAAAUUUUAUUUUGAACUUAUAAGAUUUUAAAAAUCGGUACAAUAAAUAAUGUGUCGGUAAAAAAGUGCCUUGUGAUUUUAGUCUGUAACAAUGUUGCUAUUUUUUUUUAAAUUGUAGGUUUAUAUUUAAUUUAAAGAGCGUAGUUAAGUAGGUUAUUAUCAGCGAGGUCCUGCUUUCGAACCACAGCCUGCACCAUGUGCGUUCUAUAUGCGCAAUUAACAUUUGCACGUUGAAAAAUAUAGUGAGGAAAACAAAACCCAAAAAUCCAGGAAGGCUGAUAACUUGCUUGAGAUAUCAAGAAUUGCGACUGAAUUAUUUAAGACAAUACUAUCUGCUUUUGAAUAAAAAUGUCCGUCUAAUUGCGUGGUUUUGACAAAAUAACUUGUAUCUCUUUUUAUCACAGCGUAAACGCUUUCGAUAGAUAGAGACGGGAGAGUAGACAUUUACGAAUAAGUGUUUGUCGAAUUUGAGAUACGUACAGUUGUUUACGUAGUGAGAUUUACGAAAAUUUAAAAUUUCUUUAAGUUUAAUUGACGGAUUUAGUCUAAGACUAUGUCUGUUAAUGACGUUGAAGUUAAAUAUUACAUCUGUUGUAAGUUGGUAGUCGCUAAAUUUAUUUAUAAAAAAAUCCCUUUCUAUUGUAUUCAGUAUUACGCAUUUAUAAAUGCAGUUUUAUCUACAUAACAUUGUGAAAAAUAUUUCAAAUAAUGUGUCUUUUUUAAAUUGAUUUACCUUUGAUUUUUUGACAUUGCUCUAUUAUUACUUGACAUUAAAUAAUGUUAUUAUACUAUUAAUAGGUUAUUUUGUAUUCGCUUUAUGUGUGUAAUGACGUGCAUUUUUAUUAAUUUUUAAUAACAAAUGUUAAAAAAGCCAAAAAAAUUACGUUUAAAAUUAUUUAGUAAUAAGUUUUACAGUUAUGACUCCAUUCGUUCUACAUCGAGGCGUAUUUUUAUAUGAA
Pieris brassicae (large cabbage white) is the source of this 5272-nucleotide messenger RNA. RefSeq names its product nuclear factor NF-kappa-B p110 subunit (gene Rel). Bases 221 to 2986 code for a protein of 921 amino acids. The record is from RefSeq and is a predicted model, not a curated record. The transcript is spliced from 22 exons. Gene Ontology annotation, molecular function: DNA binding; protein binding; DNA-binding transcription factor activity. Gene Ontology annotation, cellular component: cytoplasm. NCBI's taxonomy places the organism in Eukaryota, Metazoa, Arthropoda, Insecta, Lepidoptera, Pieridae. Gene Ontology annotation, biological process: innate immune response; canonical NF-kappaB signal transduction; non-canonical NF-kappaB signal transduction.